AUGGAAGACCGAAAGGCCGAAUCGACCAUGUUCUAUUUAACAGAUAGGCCUUUCGAACACUUAGAAAAAUUGUCAGAUUAUCGUGUAAGUUCCUAUAUAUCGGCAUCACCUUCUCCCUCUCCGGAGAACUAUAUAUAUGACGCUUCUCCCCAAAUUUCAUUGUCGGUUCCUCCCCAAAUUUCAUCGUCGGUUUUUAACGUCUUGUCUUAUGGUGCGUUGGGUGAUGGUAUAAGUGAUGAUACGCUGGCGUUUAAAACAGCUUGGGACCUGGCUUGCCGAGCUGCUGCCCCUGCCGUUUUCCUCGUGCCCGGUCGUUACACUUUCUUGAUCCAGUCCACGAUUUUCACUGGCCCGUGUGGAAAUGGAUUAGUUUUUCAGAUUGAAGGAAACAUAAUUCCACCGGACGGGCCCGGCUCAUGGCCGAAAACAUACAGUAAGAGGCAAUGGCUGGUUUUCUAUAGGGUAAAUGGGAUGACAAUGCAAGGAGGUGGGGUCAUUGAUGGAAAAGGAGAUAAAUGGUGGAAUCUGCCCUGCAAACCUCACAGGGGGGUCAAUGGAACAACGGUACCUGGUCCAUGCGACAGCCCAGUUGCUAUAAGAUUCUAUGGGAGCUCCAAUUUGACAGUACAAGGGCUAAAGAUUAGAAACAGCCCACAGUUCCAUCUCCGGUUCGACAACUGUGACAAUGUCCGUAUCGACUCUUUGUACAUAAAAUCGCCGGCCACAAGCCCCAACACCGAUGGGAUUCACAUAGAAAACAGCAAUGAUGUGAAGAUAUAUAACUCAAUCGUUGCCAACGGUGAUGACUGUGUGUCCAUUGGAGCAGGUUCAUACAAUGUAGACAUAAGGAACAUAACAUGUGGUCCUAGCCAUGGAAUAAGCAUCGGCAGCCUAGGCAUGAAGAACUCGAGGGCGUGUGUGUCCAACAUCACAGUCUCGGACUCUGUAAUCACCCAGUCGGACNNNAUAAAGACCUGGCAAGGCGGGUUCGGAUCCGUCUCCGGAGUGGCAUUCGCCAACAUCCGAAUGGAGAAGGUGCGAAACCCCAUCAUCAUCGACCAGUACUACUGCGACUCAAAAGGCAGCAGAUGCCCCAACCAGACGUCGGCCGUGUACGUAACCGGAGUCUCGUACACGGACAUCAAGGGCACGUACGACCCGCGUGGCCCGCCCGUGCGAUUCGCGUGCAGCGACACGGUGCCGUGCACGAACCUCACGCUCCGCGCAGUCGAGCUGUCCCCAGCAGCAGGCAUUGGCAAGGCCGGUCGGUGGGGCGCCCCAUUCUGCUGGAGUGCGUACGGAGAUGACGGGAAAGUCCUAUGCCUGGCCGACGGGUUGCCGGAGUUGUUGCCGGCGAGUGAUGCCAACAAAUGCUGA
This is a messenger RNA of Striga hermonthica, 1377 nucleotides long. The record is from the annotation of a GenBank genome assembly. Lineage: Eukaryota; Viridiplantae; Streptophyta; Magnoliopsida; Lamiales; Orobanchaceae.